CCUCAAACCAUUCGCAAUCACUUGAAAUCUUUUUUCUUUCUCUAGUCCCGACACUUCUUGUUUGUGUCGUUUAAUUAAGUUUUUCCAGAAAAACUUCAGCACCGUCAAAAUGGCCAAACGUACCAAGAAGGUAGGAAUCGUAGGUAAAUAUGGUACCCGAUAUGGUGCCUCGCUGCGUAAGAUGGUCAAGAAGAUCGAAAUCACCCAGCACAGCAAAUACACCUGUUCUUUCUGCGGCAAAGAAUCUAUGAAGAGGGCGUGUGUUGGAAUCUGGUCUUGCAAACGUUGUAGAAGGACUGUAGCUGGAGGAGCAUAUGUAUAUUCCACAACAGCUGCAACUACUGUAAGAUCCGCAAUCAGACGUUUGAGGGAAGUAAAUGACUUAUAAUUUCUGACAUUUGAUUAUUAUCUAAUAUAAGAACAUUCUUAAAAACCAAAA
Sipha flava (yellow sugarcane aphid) is the source of this 439-nucleotide messenger RNA. It is a transcript of the gene RpL37A, whose product is annotated as 60S ribosomal protein L37a. Lineage: Eukaryota; Metazoa; Arthropoda; Insecta; Hemiptera; Aphididae. Gene Ontology annotation, molecular function: structural constituent of ribosome. Bases 110 to 388 code for a protein of 92 amino acids. Gene Ontology annotation, biological process: translation. The transcript is spliced from 3 exons. The record is from RefSeq and is a predicted model, not a curated record. Gene Ontology annotation, cellular component: ribosome.